AUGCUGAAAGAAUUGAAAGAACAAACAGAAGAAUCCAAAUCAGUGAAUAUCAGUAUGGCUUCUCCCAAUGCACCACCAAUUUUGGACUUCUCUCCAGUAUAUGGAGAUGACAGUCAAGCCAAAGCCAAGCUGGUCGAGGCAGUGCGCAACUGCUGCCACCACAACGGAUUCUUCCAAAUCACCGGCCAUCGCGUGCCAUCAGAGCUUCAACGACGUGUUAUGAAUUGUUCCAAGAGGUUCUUUGAUCUACCGCUGGAGGAGAAACUCCAAAUCGAUAAAAAUAAUAAUUCUUUUAACCGCGGCUAUGAGCUUCUUCGAUCGCAAAUGCUCGAAGUAGGCACCGGCCCCGAACUCAAGGAAGGACUCUACAUCGGGGAAGAGAUCCCAACAGAUCAUCCCUACUACUUGCAGAAGAAACUCAAUAGCGGGCCUAAUCAAUGGCCUCAAACCGUCUCUGAUAAAGACGAAUUCCAGAAGACAACAAUGGAAUACUACCAUGCAGUCUUUGAGUUAGCGAAGGAUGUCCUCUGCAUACUGGCGCUGACCCUGGGGGUCGAGAGCAGCUUCUUUGAUCCUCUGACUGAUGGGGCGGUUGCCACAAUGCGAAUGCUACACUACCCAGCGCAGCCCAAGGAUGAAGACGAAAGGCUUAACCGUGGAAUUGGGGCCCAUACAGACUUUGGAAUGGUCACUUUACUAUUACAAGACGAGGUAGACGGGCUGCAGGUCUUAGACGCCGCGACAGGACAGUGGAUUGAUGUCAAGCCCGUGCCAGGAGCAUAUGUUGUCAACUUGGGAGACCUGUUCAUGCGCAUGGCUAACGACAAUUGCUUGCCCAACUGCCAGGAGCCAGGAGAGGCGGCCAAGUACCCCCCGAUCACUGUGCAGGAGAUGGUGACAGCAUCUUACAAGGAGAGCUACGGUCGGGCGGAGAAGUACAAGAAGGAGUUUGAGAUGAAGAAACAGGAGCAAGCCCCGGUCAUGGCUGCUGUUCGUGCAUAG
Messenger RNA from Penicillium chermesinum, 1002 nucleotides. RefSeq names its product isopenicillin N synthase family dioxygenase. Lineage: Eukaryota; Fungi; Ascomycota; Eurotiomycetes; Eurotiales; Aspergillaceae. Gene Ontology annotation, molecular function: dioxygenase activity. The transcript is spliced from 4 exons. The record is from RefSeq and is a predicted model, not a curated record. The coding region runs from base 1 to 1002 and encodes 333 amino acids.